AUGAUGAAGAAAGUGAUGGCUUAUCAGCAAGCCCAUGCAGCAGAAUUGAGAAAGUCAAAAUCAAAAGAAUCAAAAGAGCCAGAGAAGCCAGCUGAAGAGGCGGUGGCUAAGCAAACCCCACAAUUAGUUGCGAGGCCACCACCUCUGUUCCCUCAAAGAUUGCAGAAAGUGAAGGAUAAUGCUGCGUUGACCGAAUUUGAGAUUGUGGCACUCACUGAGGAAUGUAGCUCUAGAAUCCAAAGCAAGAUACCUCAAAAAUUGAAGGAUCCAGGUAGUUUCACUAUCCAAAGUUUGAUUGGUAAGCAUGCAGUCGGGCGAGCUUUGUGUGAUCAUGGAGCGAGCAUCAAUUUGAUGUCGCUAUCUGUGUUCAGUUAUGUCCAUGGGUUUGGAAAAUUUGAGGAGUUGGAUAGGCCUGUCACUCUGACCCCUCCUAAGCCAUCUAUUGAAAAAGCUCCAAAGCUAGAACUUAAUCCCCUUCCAGUGCAUUUGCGCUAUGCUUAUUUGGGGAACUCUGAGACAUUUUCAGUGAUUAUCUCAUCCAUCUUGACUAACAUACAAGAAGAAAAAUUGCUCAGACUGAAUUACACCACCACUAAAAAGGAGUUGUUAUGCAUUGUGUGGGCCUUUGAGAAAUUUCGGUCAUACUUAGUGGGAACAAAAGUCAUAGUCCAUAUCGAUCAUGAAGCAAUCAGGUAUCUAUUUACAGAAAAAGAACCUAAGGCUAGAUUGAUGCGAUGGGUUUUGUUGGUGCAGGAACUUGAUGUAAAAAUACAAGAUCGAAAGGGCACAGAGAACCAAGUAGCUGAUCAUCUAUCAAGGCUGGAAAAUCAUGACCAUGUGGAGGAGAGUGGACAAAUUAAAGAAGCAUUUUCCGAUGAGAAACUUUUUGCUAUCACCCAAGACUCUCCCCAAUGGUACGCAAACUAUGUGAAUUAUCUUGUGAGUGUGGUACUUUCUCCUGAAAUUAAAUUUGAAGCUAGAAAGGGGUUUCUACAUGAUGUGAACUUCUACUAUAGGAAUGAACCACAUUUGUACAAACAGUGUACUGAUCAGUUGAUGAUGAGAUACAUUCCAGAAAGGAGGUAG
Nicotiana tabacum (common tobacco) is the source of this 1086-nucleotide messenger RNA. Lineage: Eukaryota; Viridiplantae; Streptophyta; Magnoliopsida; Solanales; Solanaceae. The record is from RefSeq and is a predicted model, not a curated record.